AUGGAUAUUGAGGUUUUUGGCUGGAACGGACGGGGUUCUUGCAAUACCAGUGAGGUUCCAUUUGGAGUAGAGGAUGGAAGAAUAAAGAAUUCUCAGAUUUCAUCAUCAACUGAUGAAAAUGGAUUUUCUACAUCAAAAGGCAGAUUAAACGGUGCAGACUCUUGGUAUUCCACAAAUGAUGAUCAGAAUCAUUGGCUCCAAGUCGAUCUUGGCAAAAAGAAACUUGUUACAGCGAUUGCCACUCAAGGUUUUGGUAAUAGUUGGGUGAAGACUUAUUCGAUCUCUUACGGUGUGGAUAAAGAAAACCUCACUUCAUACAAAAUUAUUGCAACUCAGAAGGUGUUCGAUGGAAAUACGGACGAAAAUUCUGUUGUGACAAAUGUCUUAUCACCAGCUGUAACAGCUCGUUUUAUCCGCAUACACCCAAAGACAUGGAACAGUCACAUUUCCUUGAGAGUGGAACUUUAUGGUUGUCAAAGAGGUAGGAUUAAAAGCAGUGCAGGCAAAAGUUUGCAAAUAGUAAUUGUACAUUUGAACAUUUUCCUCUUCAUUGCGUUUUUCUAA
This is a messenger RNA of Dendronephthya gigantea, 564 nucleotides long. RefSeq names its product retinoschisin-like. NCBI's taxonomy places the organism in Eukaryota, Metazoa, Cnidaria, Anthozoa, Malacalcyonacea, Nephtheidae. The record is from RefSeq and is a predicted model, not a curated record. The coding region runs from base 1 to 564 and encodes 187 amino acids. The transcript is spliced from 3 exons.